This is a messenger RNA of Cherax quadricarinatus, 6251 nucleotides long. Lineage: Eukaryota; Metazoa; Arthropoda; Malacostraca; Decapoda; Parastacidae. The record is from RefSeq and is a predicted model, not a curated record.
AGGUUUUGUAUGCAAGGGGCCUGGACAUGCAGCAGGUAUGUGUGAGCAUGUUAGAUGGAAGUGAAUGAAGGCAAAUGAUUUUUAGGACCUGACGAGCUUGAUGCAGUGGGAACAUGGUAAUGUUUUGUGAAGGGAUUCAGAGAAACUGGUUAGCCAGAUUUGAGUCCUGAAGGUGGGAAGUACAAUGCACUGCACUUUGAAGGAAGGGUUUGGGAUAUUGGCUGGGCACCACUGUAAAAGACUGAUUAUGUGUGAAUGAUAGUGAAAGUGUUGAAUGAUGGUGAAAGUGUUUCUUUUUUGGGUCUCCUUGCCUUGGUGGAAGAUGGCCAGCAUGUUGAAAAAAAAAUACUAAUAUAUUUAAAAAUUCAGUGCAUUAGCAGAUAUUUUUAAUACAGUAUUGUAGAUUUCUUGUAAAAUCUACAUACCUGUACGUAACUUGAGUAAUAGUCUUGGAUCAAAAACAAUGGAUUGUUUGGUUUGAGUGUUGACUACCUGAAAAAUGCAAAUAUAAAAUAUACAGACUGACUAAUGUUAUUCUUCUCGUUCAGUAUAAUUAUCUUGCAUCUUAUAAUUACUGAAGUGUAACAUGUCAUGUGCUUUUUCUUGUAAUGGAAACUUGAGCUGUCUGUCAGUGUUAUAACCUAUGACAGUUAAAGUUUGUUUUUCUGCUGUUAAAUGUACAAACUAUGAGCUGGUAGUUGUAUAUUGUCAGAAUUAUAAAAAAUUCUCAGAAUAUUUCAAAUGUUGGUAGGGGGGUAGGAAGUGCCUUGAUGCUGGUAAAAACUCCUGAUCUGAGGAUUGAAACUACCCUCACCUUCCUUAGAUCAAACCUGUUUGUCUCCCUCUUCUCAGACACUGUAUGAAUCUUAUACUUUUAGUGUUUUCCCAUGAAAAUAAAAAUUAUAUUCUCCUGAUAUGGGUCAUACUUUUGUGAUAACCCACACAGUGGAACUUUUGGUCAUUUGACUUAAACUGCUUGCUGGCUUAGUAAAGAUCACAUCACAUGAUGUGAUGGUAAACUUUGCACCCCAUGUAAUACAGCAAUCACCAUGCAGUAGUAUCCUAGAGGUUGCUGUUAUUGUACCUUAACUUAUUUCAAAGCGUUGCUUUGCCUAUUGCAUGUUGUCAAUCCCCAAGCAUUCUCUCCACAACAGAUGACUAAUGCCCAAGUACUUCUUUACUGCUACAUUAACAUAGGAAGCAGGUGUAUCUUAAGUUCAUCAUUAAAGCAACUUGAUUCCCACAGGUCAUGGUGCAGAUGUUAAAUGUGUUGAUUGGCAUCCAUCUAAAAGUUUGCUGGCAUCUGGGAGUAAAGACAACCAACAACCAAUCAAACUCUGGGAUCCUCGCUCUGGUCAGCCUUUGGCAAAGCUACAUGCUCACAAAAGCACAGUGAUGGACUUGAAAUGGAAUGCCAAUGGGAACUGGCUGUGCUCAGCAUCCAGAGAUCAUCUCUUGAAGCUGUUUGAUAUCCGUAAUCUGUCCACAGAAUUUCAGGUGUUUCGUGGUCACAAAAAAGAAGCUUCGUGUAUUGGCUGGCACCCUCAUCAUGAGGGUCUGUUUGCUAGUGGAGGCUCUGAUGGCUCCAUAUUGUUCUGGCAUGUUGGGAAUGAUAAGGAAAUUGGAGCCAUUGAAGCUGCCCAUGAUGGCAUCAUUUGGGAUCUGGCAUGGCACCCACUUGGCCACAUUCUCUGCUCAGGCUCCAAUGAUCACACUUCAAAAUUCUGGACAAGAAAUCGGCCUGGUGACAAAAUGAGAGACAAGUACAACCUGAACACGUUGCCUGCUGGAGUACUUGCUGAUGACUCUAUGGAUAUUGAUGAUAUUCCUAUCGGCUCUGGCUUAACCCCUCAAGGAAUUAUUCCUGGUAUGGGUCCUGAAGACAAGGUAGAAGAAGCGGAGUCCACUGGGCCAGAGACUAUUCCUGGUCUGGACUUUGACAGUUCUGGAUUUGAUAGGUGUUCAAAGGAGGAAUACUGCCUCUCAUCUAACGACGGUUCCCAUUCCGACAGGAACACGUCGGUGAAAAUGAAAUCACUGCAUGGAUGUGAUCCUUGUGUUGCUGUAGAUGGAUGUGAUCCUUGUGUUGCUGUAGAUGGAUGUGAUCCUUGUGUUGCUGUAGAUGGCUGUGAUCCUUGUGUUGCUGUAGAUGGCUGUGAUCCUUGUGUUGAAAUAGAUGGAUGUGAUCCUUGUGUUGCUGUAGAUGGAUGUGAUCCUUGUGUUGCUGUAGAUGGCUGUGAUCCUUGUGUUGCUGUAGAUGGAUGUGAUCCUUGUGUUGCUGUAGAUGGAUGUGAUCCUUGUGUUGCUGUAGAUGGAUGUGAUCCUUGUGUUGCUGUAGAUGGCUGUGAUCCUUGUGUUGCUGUAGAUGGCUGUGAUCCUUGUGUUGCUGUAGAUGGAUAUGGAUGUGAUCCUUGUGUUGCUGUAGAUGGCUGUGAUCCUUGUGCUGCUGUAGAUGGCUGUGAUCCUUGUGCUGCUGUAGAUGGCUGUGAUCCUUGUGUUGCUGUAGAUGGCUGUGAUCCUUGUGUUGCUGUAGAUGGAUGUGAUCCUUGUGUUGCUGUAGAUGGAUGUGAUCCUUGUGUUGCUGUAGAUGGCUGUGAUCCUUGUGCUGCUGUAGAUGGCUGUGAUCCUUGUGCUGCUGUAGAUGGCUGUGAUCCUUGUGUUGCUGUAGAUGGCUGUGAUCCUUGUGUUGCUGUAGAUGGCUGUGAUCCUUGUGUUGCUGUAGAUGGCUGUGAUCCUUGUGUUGCUGUAGAUGGAUGUGAUCCUUGUGUUGCUGUAGAUGGAUGUGAUCCUUGUGUUGCUGUAGAUGGCUGUGAUCCUUGUGUUGCUGUAGAUAGCUGUCAUUCUUGUGUUGCUGUAGAAGGCUGUGAUCCUUGUGUUACUGUAGAUGGAUGUGAUCCUUGUGUUGCUGUAGAUGGCUGUGAUCCUUGUGUUGCUGUAGAUGUCUGUGAUCCUUGUGUUGCUGUAGAUGGAUGUGAUCCUUGUGUUGCUGUAGAUGGCUGUGAUCCUUGUGCUGCUGUAGAUGGAUGUGAUCCUUGUGCUGCUGUAGAUGGAUGUGAUCCUUGUGUUGCUGUAGAUGGAUAUGGAUGUGAUCCUUGUGCUGCUGUAGAUGGAUGUGAUCCUUGUGUUGCUGUAGAUGGAUGUGAUCCUUGUGUUGCUGUAGAUGGAUGUGAUCCUUGUGUUGCUGUAAAUGGCUGUGAUCCUUGUGUUGAUCUGGAUGGUUGUGAUUCAUGUGAUGAUCUGGAUGGUUGUGAUUCAUGUGAUGAUCUGGAUGGUUGUGAUUCAUGUGAUGAUCUGGAUGGUUGUGAUUCAUGUGAUGAUCUGGAUGGUUGUGAUUCAUGUGAUGAUCUGGAUGGUUGUGAUUCUUCUGUUGAUGUGGACGGCCAUGGUUCUUGUGUUGAUGUGGACUCAGAGUUGUCAGUGCAAGGAGAAUUGGUCUUUAUUUUCUAUAUAUCACUUUUUGUUUAUUGUUACUCUAGCUUCUGCACCUUUUUCAAGACAUGUAAUAAUUAUAUUUUUCUGCAACAGACUAGCUGGGUGGUGACUGACAGUGCAGCCUUGUUCAGCUUGCCAGCCAACAUUGAGGGAGAAAUGGUGUACACAGAUGAUGGGGAUGAGCUGCCUCCAGGCUCUGUUCCACUUAACACCAUUAAGGCAAACUCUAUUCUCUAUUGUGGUUUUCUAAUACCACUUGAAAAAGUGGCAGGUGAUGUUAUUCAGAAUGCCUUUACUACAAUGGAGGAGGAAGAGGCCAUAGCAGAAAUAACGGGUGACUAUGAAUUUGCUAGAAAACUCAUAAAGGAGAAGAAUCAACUCCUUAAUCCUAGUGCUAACAGUGAAGAGUCUACAGAGAAAAAGAGUGGAGGAUUCCAGGGUCAGUUUGGCGAACAGAACACUCAGAACACUAACACCAGUAGCAAUAGCAAUAACAAUAACAAUAACUUCCAACCUGGCCCUCGCAACUUCAACACUUCAAGAGGAAACUUCAGAGGCCAUUCUGAUGCAGGAUUUACCCGUGGAGGACAACGAGGAAAUUGGUCUCAUAGAGGAAGUUCUAGAGCUGGCUUUGGUUCAGGAAUGAGCGGAUCAAGAUUCACAAAUGAACAUGGUGAUCAAACCUUUGAAAACGAUUGGGGUUAUGAAAACCAAAAUAAUGGUGAUAGCAAUAUUAAUAAUGAUGGUGGAGAAAGAGGUAACAUGGAGGACAGAGGCCAAAGCUGGGUUCGAGGUCGUAGUAGAGGAAGAGGUAGAGGAGGCUUUAAGGACUUUGGAAACUUUGAUGAGGAUGAACGUGGAAACUGGAGUAGACCUAAUCACUGGCGAGGAAGAGGAGGAAUGCAAGGAGGCGGCUUGGAUGAUAGUCCAGGAGGUAGGGGAGGAGGAGUGGGAGGAAUGGGAAUAGAUCAUGGUGGUGGUGGUGGGGGUGGAGAUAGAGGUGGAGGUAGGGGUGUGGACAGGGGUGGGAGUGGUAGCAAUUGGCAUACUGAUGAUAGCUCAUGGAAUGGUAAAGGUGGAAACUUUAAUAAUAACCAGGAAGGAGGGUGGGACAAUGAAGAAGGAAAUUUUGGUGGUCAUGGUGGACGGGGAAGCUCUUGGAGAGGACGUGGAAGAUCAUUUAGAGGAGGGGAUUUCCAGUUUGGAGGAAGGGGUGGAAGGGGAGAUUUCCAAAGAGGAAGAAGUAGAGGAGGUGACUUUCAACGAGGGCGGAGUAGGGGAGGAAAGUCAUGGGGAAAAGGCAGAGGUGAGGGUAGCAGCGGUGGUUGGGACAACUUCCAGUAAUAUAUUUUUUUCGUGCACUGGGUGUCUAGUUCAUAAGUUCAUAUGAGGAAUUAUGGUGUUCAGGUUUGUUGAUACAUUGGUAGCUUCCUUGGUGAUCAGUUUACUUUUCCCAUUUAUUUAUAUAUUAAUAUUGAGAAAGUUAUAGUGUAUGUUUCACUUUACAGACAGCUACUGGUAUCUGUAUAUAUUUAUAUAUAUUUUUUGUACAGUAUUUUGCAGUAAUUCAGGGUUAUAUUACUCUUUGGCAAAUUUUUUCAUAAAUAAUUUUAAUAUAGUUGUACAACAAUUUGAAUUAACCUUUGAAUUUAAAAUUUUGUGAAUAAGGACAAUUUGAGAAACUCACUUGCUUGUCACAAAAGAAUCAACAUUCCUGCAUCACCAAUGUGGUUCACUCAUUUGAUUAUAUCUAUUUUAUCAUACAUCAUCCUCAUCAUUAUUUUUAUCAUUAUCAUCACCAUCAUCAUCAGAGGAGAUAUGUACAAAUUCUACACAUCCAUCAUACUUCAGACUUGUCCAGAUGAGUAUGAUCAUACCAUUCAUUAUUCAGUAGGUUUUUAGUGCAUCAGAUCAUUUUCAGUGUCAAGUUUGUAUUAGAGUGGGUGGAAGGAAUCAUGAUUACUGGAACAGGGAACACCUGCUGCCCAGGGCCAUAAUGCUUUAUCAUUAGCUCAAACAUGUCUCGGGCAAAAAAUGCUGAAAGUCCCACAUCUUUUUAGAAUUUCUUUGUGAAUAUAAUAAUAAUAAUUAUAAUACUGUAAUAAAGUUGGUAGAAUUACCGACAAUAUGUAAAGUCAAAGGACACAAGUGCAACUAAUGUGACAUUUAUUGUGGCAACGUUUCGCUCUCCAGGAGCUUUAUCAAGCCAUUACAAACAAUACUUGGACACAGAGGGCCUUUAUAUACCCUCUGUGUCCAUGUAUUGUUUGUAAUGGCUUGAUAAAGCUCCUGGAGAGCGAAACGUUGCCACAAUAAAUGUCACAUUAGUUGCACUUGUGUCCUUUUAAUUAUAAUACUCUCUAAAAAAAAGUUGGUUAUACUUGCAUCUGAAAAAUGAAUGAAUUUAUAAGAUGUAAAUGUAAAUUCUGUUGAAAAGAAAACACAAGAAGCACAUUGUCUUAAAAAAAACAAGUCCAGACAGAAACUUAACUAACUGGAGUCCUUGAUGUGUCUACUUUGCAAUAAUAUCUCAACACCUGUUUUUGUGCACAAGACUAGAUUCAAGAUUAGAUUCCAACUAGAGUACUGGUUUUAUAAUAGUAGACAAUAGUUUAUGAAAGCAGCCAGUCUUCAUUUUUGUUGGUUGCAUGUGGCCUUGUCAAUUUUGAUAUUAUCUUUGGAAAAAUACCAUCUUCAUUAGCCAAUACUAUAUAUUAAUAUGUUUACAUAAUGCUUCAGCAUUCUGGCCUGUUGUAUUUCCAAUUUGUAUGACUUGUGUUGUCAAAAAAAUUAUUUGUUUAAUAAACAUUUGCCAUUCA